CAGCAGGCUCAUGCUCAAUGACAAGGCAGCUCAUUUGCAAGCUACGGUAGUCCAUUGAGCCAAGAUCAUUCAAGUAGCGCCCAUUGGCAUGGGGCCACAGCAAUUGCAUCAGCGAGGCACAGCUCAGCGCAGGUGUCGUGAAGGCUGACCUGUGAUCUCCGUGGCGACGGACCCCCAUUCCUAGACGCUUCUUCUUGUUUAUUGUUCAUAGCGCCCAUAAGUAUUUGGAAAAACUUUGAAUAUACAUAGUAUUGCGGUUGCAGGGAGGCAAGCAGCCAUGCAUUUCGCCAAGCUCGAUGACUCCCCCAUGUUCAGGAAGCAGUUGCAAGGCCUGGAAGAGAGCACAGAAAUCUUGCGGGAGAGAACGAAUCGCUUCUACAAGGGUUGUCGCAAGUACACGGAAGGGCUCGGUGAGGCGUACGAUGGGGACAUUGCAUUCGCCCAAGCACUGGAGGUGUUUGGGGGCGGGCAUGAUGAUCCGAUCUCCGUGGCAGUUGGAGGCCCCGUGAUGACCAAGUUCACGAUCGCGCUGCGCGAGAUUGGGACGUACCGGGAGGUACUGCGCUCGCAGGUGGAGCACAUGCUGAACGAUCGGCUGCACCAGUUUGUCGCCGUCGAUCUGCAGGACGUCAAGGACGCUCGCAAGAACUUCGACAAGGCGAGCUACCAGUACGACAGCGUGCGCGAGAAAUUUCUGUCGCUCAAGAAGAACACAAAGCCGGAGGUGGUGGCCGAAGCGGAGCAGGACGUCAAGAACGCGCGCCUGCAUUUCGAGCAGUGCCGCUUCAACCUGGUCACGGCGCUGUCUAAUGCCGAGUCGAAGAAGAAGUUCGAGUUCCUCGAGGCAGUCAGCGGAACCAUGGAUGCCCACCUUCGGUACUUUAAGCAGGCGUACGAGCUUCUACACGCAAUGGAGCCGUAUAUCCACCAGGUGCUGACGUAUGCGCAGCAGUCGCGCGAGCGCACCAACUUUGAGCAGGCGGCGCUGAGCGACAAGAUGGCGGAGUACCGGCGGCAACUAGAGCGGAGCAACAUGCAGAGCCUGAGCGAGGUGCACGGGGCGGCAACGGGAGGGGACGGCAUGCAGAUGGUCGGCAAGAGCAAUAACCUCAUCGAAAAGAUGAUGAACUCGACACCCAAAGGGAAGGUGAUGAUGCUCAAGCAGGGGUACCUGCUGAAACGAUCAAACAACCUGCGUGGUGACUGGAAGCGGCGCUUCUUCGUGCUGGAUAGCCGGGGCAUGCUCUACUACUACCGGAAAGAGUGGGGCAAAGCCACGGAUGAAAAGACCAUCGCCCACCACACCGUGAACCUGCUGACGUCCACGAUCAAGAACGACGCGGAGCAGACGGACCUCCGCUUCUGCUUCCGCAUAGUAUCGCCCCAGAAAACAUACACCCUCCAAGCAGAGAACGCGACGGACCGGGUCGACUGGAUGGACAAAAUCCAGGGCGUCAUUGCGACUCUGCUCAACAGCCAACUGUCAGGAGAUCAACGCUCGCCGACCGGCUCCCCUUACGGCCCUUACCGAACCCACAGCCGCGCGUUUUCAGACGCCAUGGACGAGCAAGCGGGGACCUCAGGAUCGGACGGCUCGCGGGCCCCCCUCCGGCGGCGUUUCAGCGGCCCCGCGCUCAACAAGCCCCUCGAAACCCUGCGCAAGAUCCCGGGGAACGGCUUCUGCGCCGACUGCGGCGCACCGGAUCCCGACUGGGCGAGCCUCAACCUGGGCAUUUUGCUGUGCAUAGAGUGCUCGGGGGUGCACCGAAACUUGGGUGUACACCUGUCCAAAGUGCGGUCCACUACACUGGACGUAAAGGUGUGGGAGGCGGGGGUGAUUGGGCUGUUCCAGGCGACGGGGAACCAGUUUGCGAACGAGUUGUGGGAGCACAAGUUGCGGGAACUAGAGGAGGGAAUCCAGGAGGGCCAGAAGAGCAUCAAGCCGGGGCCCAAGGAGCCGCUGGUCGUCAAAGAAAAGUUCAUCCAAAUGAAGUACUCGGACAAGCAGUUUGUGGCCGGUCCACCUCCAGAGACAGCCCAUCCCACGUGGCUCAAACGGGAGAUGUGGGAGGCGGUCGAGCGGGGCGACCAGCGGCGAAUCUACCAGCUCGUUGUGACGGCUGGUGCUGACGUCAACACCAGGUUCGAGGACGCGUAUCCUGAUGGCCGGCCCGCGUCAUCGGCUAUGGACGGCCCAAGCGCUUUUGCCCGAAGCAGUCAAGACGACGUUGGCUCGCUUGCGGGGCGGGUGGCGCAGGAGCUCGUUCUCGACCGGGGGGGUGCGCCGCUGAGUCCGGAGACCCCCCCACCGCAAAGCAACGUGUCGUCGCAAGCAUCUACUCCGACUACGACAGCGCCUCCAUCGCCCGACUUGCUCACCAAACGGUCGCUGGCCGAGGGGCCCGGGUGUGCGCUUUUACACCUGGCGGGGAGUUUAGGGGAGCUGGCGACUGUCGAGUUGCUGCUACAGUACGGGGCCGAUGUGAACAGGCGGGACGGGCUGGGGCGCACGCCCCUGCAUUACUGCAUCAUGGGCAGGAACAACGCCGCGGCAAAGCUCCUGCUGUCCAGGGGAGCGAGCCCCACUGCUACGGACACAGAAAACAAAACGCCGCUAGAGCGCGCAAUGGAGCUUGGUGCCAUUAAGGACGAAGAGCUAUUCAUUAUGUUGUCGGAAUAAGGUGAAGCAGGGCUGCCGCAUUAGGAAGACGUCAUUUAUAUUUACAUCUUACAUAAGAUGUCGCACAUAUGAGACAGCCGCUUGCGAAAGAGGCCCUCAAUGGUUUACGGAGGUUUGAUGUCAUUCUCUCGUCUAUGUGCACUUAUUAUCACCUCCCAAAGCGUGGUUACUUGUCGGGACACCAUGCCAAAUCUAGAGAAACCGUAAUUCUGAGCUACAAACGGUGAGUAACAUCUUUGAUUUCGCAGAC
Klebsormidium nitens is the source of this 2930-nucleotide messenger RNA. The record is from the annotation of a GenBank genome assembly. NCBI's taxonomy places the organism in Eukaryota, Viridiplantae, Streptophyta, Klebsormidiophyceae, Klebsormidiales, Klebsormidiaceae.